Molecule: messenger RNA, 3346 nt
Organism: Mesocricetus auratus (golden hamster)
Lineage: Eukaryota; Metazoa; Chordata; Mammalia; Rodentia; Cricetidae
Gene: Kif6
Product: kinesin family member 6
Exons: 23
Coding region: 136-2529 (797 amino acids)
Biological process (GO): microtubule-based movement
Molecular function (GO): microtubule binding; ATP binding; microtubule motor activity
Source: RefSeq, a predicted model, not a curated record
GGCCGCGGUGCUGCUUGGGUAGCAUCCGUGGUUACUGUUGCUAGGGCAAUGGGUCUCAGCAGGAGGCGUGAGUAGAAAGUUUUGGGGUGACCUAACUCGGAAAGGUCAAGGGUCAGUGUGGAGUCUCCGCUGGUGAUGGUGAAGCAGACGAUCCAGAUUUUCGCUAGGGUGAAGCCCUCGAUGCGGAAGCAGCAACAAGGGAUUUAUUCUAUAGAUGAAGAUGAAAAAUUAGCAUCUACCUUGGAAAUUCUCUUACCCCGAGAUCUGGCGGACGGAUUUGUGAAUAAUAAGCGAGAAAGCUACAAGUUCAAAUUUCAAAGGAUAUUUGACCAAGAUGCAAAGCAAGAGAUUAUUUUCGAAGUCAUUGCCAAACCAGUCGCUGAGAGUGCCUUGGCAGGUUACAAUGGUACCAUCUUCGCAUACGGGCAGACAGGCAGUGGCAAGACAUUCACCAUCACAGGUGGGGCUGAACGCUACAGCGACAGAGGCAUCAUCCCAAGGACUCUGUCAUAUAUUUUUGAGCAGUUGCAAAAGGAUAGCAGCAAGAUCUACACAACACACAUUUCUUACUUGGAAAUCUACAAUGAGUGCGGCUAUGACCUGCUGGACCCGAGGCACGAAGCCUCCAAGCUGGAAGACCUGCCGAAAGUGACAAUACUGGAGGACCCUGACCAGAACAUUCACCUGAGAAACCUGUCUCUCCAUCAGGCAACAACUGAGGAGGAAGCUUUGAACUUGCUCUUCUUGGGGGACACCAACAGGAUGAUUGCAGAGACUCCUAUGAACCAAGCUUCAACCCGCUCACACUGUAUUUUCACUGUUCACUUGACCAGCAAGGAGCCGGGAUCUGCCACUGUCAGGCAUGCUAAGCUCCACUUGGUUGACCUGGCAGGGUCAGAACGUGUUGCGAAGACUGGAGUCGGGGGCCUGCUUCUGACAGAGGCCAAGUAUAUCAACUUGUCACUACACUACCUGGAGCAGGUCAUCAUUGCCCUUUCGGAAAAACACCGCACACACAUCCCUUACAGGAACUCCAUGAUGACCAGCGUGCUCAGAGACAGCCUGGGAGGGAACUGCAUGACCACGAUGGUCGCCACCCUCUCUGUAGAAAAGAGGAACAUUGAUGAGUCCAUCUCUACCUGCAGAUUUGCUCAGCGAGUGGCCCUCAUCAAAAACGAAGCCAUCCUCAAUGAAGAAAUUGACCCCAAACUGAUGAUUAUCCGCUUGCAAAAGGAGAUUGCAGACCUGAAGGUGGAGCUGGCCAUGGCCACAGGGAAGUUGAGGCUAGACGAGCUCACGGAAGCAGAACUCCACCAGUUGGAAAAAUUAAUAGCAUCCUUUUUGGAGGACAAAGAUCCAGAAAGUAGACUAGAAGUUGAUGCCGAUAUGCGCAAAAUCCAUUACUGUUUUCAUCAUUUUAAGAAGCUGUUGAGUGAGAAGAACACCAUAAAGAACACCACCUCCUCUGAAACCACCCGCCAAGCCUGCCAGGAGCCAUUGGAAGGUGAGGAAUACACAAAGCUCCGAGACCUUCUCAAGCAGAGGGACAAUGAAAUCAAUAUCCUGGUCAACAUGUUAAAAAAGGAAAAGAAGAAAACCCAGGAUGCCCUGCACUUAUCGAGCAUGGAGAAGAGUGAAGGCAGGCCACCCCAGAACUCACCCUUCACCCCAGGCUCCUCAGCCCUUAGCCAGACCCAGGACCUCAGCAUCUGCAGGCGCAGAUCCGGUUUGCUCCGCAGAAAAACAGGAAUGAGAGAGGAGAUGUCACUGGGAUGCCAGGAGGCUUUUGAAAUUUUCAAGAGGGACCACGCUGACAGUGUCACCAUCGAUGACAAUAAGCAGAUUCUGAAGCAGAGAUUUUCUGAAGCAAAGGCUCUGGGAGAAAGUAUAAAUGAAACAAGAAGUAAAAUUGGUCAGCUGAAGGAUGCCAUCACCCAGCGGCACCUACAGCAAGUAGCUCUUGGAAUCUCAGAGAACACAGCCACACCCUCCAUGCCUGACCCCCAGGAAGAGAAACUGCGCUCACAGCUGGAGGAGGAGAAGACUAGGUACAAAACCACGUUCCUGCGCCUGAAGGCCCUCAAGGUGGAGAUCGAACACCUGCAGCUGCUCAUGGACAAAGCCAAAGUGAAGCUGCAGAAGGAGUUCCAAGUCUGGUGGGCCGAGGAGGCUAGCAACCUGCAGGUAAACUCCCCAGCCAUGAAUCCCCAGGAGCGCCUGAAGCCAGUUUGCCAGCAGGACCAGCCACAGCUUCUCUCCAAGAAAAGUGCUCAAGGCUGGGAAGUUGAAGAUGUCGUUGGCAGUCUGGAUGUCGGUGAUGGGAAUUCCAGAAGAAUCCUCCCCUCCCCGUGUCCCAGUCAGCACAGCCAAGGACCCAGUGGCUCCGGGACCCAGCUGCAAGACAGUGUCCCCGAAAGGCCAAUGUCAUCCAUCCCUCUCACUGGGGACAGCCAGACCGAUUCUGACAUCCUGGCAUUCAUCAAGGCCAGACAGAGCGUUCUGCAGAAGAAAUGCCUGGGAAGCAACUGACUUUCUGAUGGGAGCCCCACCCUGUUCUGCAGACAGAAUGACUGAUGUGAAGAUGACGACCCUGACCCUCGCUAGUGACCUCAGAUAGGACACAAAGCCACCCAGAGCAGAUGGCAAAUUUGGGACCAGAGGAGGAGAGCUGUGCUUCUGUGAGGACAGUGUCCGGGAGAGCACAGGAUGGGUGGUCCUGACUGAGCUGCCAAGAAGCUGAGGCCAAGGCUGGGUUGCUGCUCACUGUCACGUUUAUAAGAACCCCAGCGAGUGCAGGCCGGGUCAUCCCAGGCGGUGCACCACAGGAGGGUAACAAUCCAGGAUCUAUAACUGUCCGCCAGUCACCACCCGAGUCUACUCCCGGCUCAGAAGCCCAGGAAUGGCUAUGGCAGGCCAGGGAGGGCUUCAGAGCCCCAGAUAAGACAGUCGAAUGUAGGUACCUCAAGGGCCAGUGUCUCGACCCAGACGCUUCACCGUCACCCACUUGUCCUGCCCGCAGGGAGCUAUGUAUCCUUGCAGUCCGAGACUAGUGGGAAGCUCCCCAGAAUUCUGCAGGCAUCAGUACCUUGAGCCAUCUCCCCUACCCCAAGCUGUGUGGGGUUCUGCAAAACUAAGGCCCAAACUCCCUGUCCCCACAGGGGGACCCAGUGAUCCUGCCUCAGGGCCCUCCCAUCCUUUCACAACCUGGCUCUGUGACUUGGACUAGGGGCAUGAAGGGGAAGGAGCACAGUCAGCAGUGGCCCGUGUUGUGUUCCCAGCACAGCUACGGGGCAGGAAUAGGCGCCCAGAAAUGAUGACAACUGAAUAAAAAUACCCUCUGCUCCUA